Messenger RNA from Nothobranchius furzeri (turquoise killifish), 5150 nucleotides. The record is from RefSeq and is a predicted model, not a curated record. Lineage: Eukaryota; Metazoa; Chordata; Actinopteri; Cyprinodontiformes; Nothobranchiidae.
GUGACACGAGCUUGUGGUCCAUGUGCAGUGAAGUGUUGCUGCUGCGUCACUGCGGCGCAGCGUCCGUCGCGGCGCGCCUGGACAAGAAGCGCCAUACGGGGAUGCGACGCCUGAAGUUUAAAGAUGCGGCGCAAACCUGCGCAUCUUAAAAUGCUAGAAAAGAGCCUCAGCCGGGACACCGAGUCCCCCUGAUGCUUCAGCUGUUUCCUUCUGGCUGCCAUAACACACACACACACUGGCCUAUGCGUCAAACAGCCGUCUGUCACUCCACCUGCGUGAUCUGCGAGCCAGCUCGCAGGAUGAACUUCAAAAACGUGAGGGAGUACCUGGCUUGGCUCUACUACCAGUACCUACUCAUCACUGGCAUCUACGUCCUGGAACCAUGGGAAAAAUCUAUCUUCAACUCAGUUUUUUUCUCCGCCAUUGCGAUGGUGAUCUACACCUCGUACGUCUUUGUCCCCAUCCAUGUGCGCCUGGCUCUGGAGUUUUUUUCUGGUAUUUUUGGCGGUCAAAAUGAAAGCACCGUGGCACUCAUGAACUGAAAAAAAAAAAAACGGAGGAAAAUGACGGAAAGGAGACGUGUGUAAAUCGUUUCCUGUUUGAAUCUUUAGCUGCCAUGUUGUCUCAAGCCCCUCCCACCUGCAACAAAGUUAUCAAGUCUGCAAAAAAAAAAAAAGAUUUCACUGGAGUCGCCUGGAAAUCAGAGCCGUACUCACUUAUUUUUACGUCCCUCUGGCCUCACCCUGUGGUAUUACACAGCAGUACUUUAAUUUCACAUUCUGAUUGUGAGAUGUUUGCAUAUGUCCUGUAUGAGUGCAUACCUCCACCAGGUUUUGCAUGAUAGGGUCAUACUUGUGGGAUUUCAGUAGCAUGCUGGUUUUACUAUAAAAUAUCAUCAUUUCCUUUAUGCUGCUGAGCUGUUUUUAUUGUUAGUUUCAUACUGAAAUAGUUAACACUUUACAAUAAGAGUCCCUUUAUUAAUGUAACUAUAUGCAUUAUUGAAGGCAUAAUUUUUCAUAUUUUUAAAUAAUUUCCUUGAGCCAGUAUGUGCUUUAAUGACCCUUUUCAGGGUUAAUGAAGGCCCCCAGUCCCUGUCGCCCCCUGUGGUCAGAAUAUUCCACAUGCAACUUCAGGCUGGCGGGCUGGUCUGUUGGGAGCUGACAAACCUGGCACGUUUCCUGCACGUUUUAGAUCAUAAUUUAGUGAUGAAUCACCCCUGUAGACACUAAUGAAGCUCAGGGGGACAUUUCAGCUGUUAGAUUAAGGUGCUAAAAAGACAAAAACACAGUGAGGAGAUGAGUUUUGCUUUUGGUUCUAAAAACGAACACUAGGGGGUGCUAAAAGCAAGACAAAACUGCCUAGUUCCUCUUUAAAGUCUCCCCCUACCAGAGUCUUAAUCCACUCCCACUUCAUGUUUGAAAAAUGCAACAAAUGCUGCUGCCGGGCAGACCGAGAGGGCGGAGCCGCUAACAAAUACACACACACACAGGCUCACAACGACAUCAUGACAUCAUAAUGUACCAGCUAAUGUCUUAGUGUACCUCUCAGCCAAUAGCAAAGGCAGAUUUAUAUUCAAAUGCAGUGCAGAGUUUUAACCUGAAGGCGGCGCAACACUGACAGUUUUAGGAACCAUAUUUAAAAGGCAAGUCACCCCAAAUUAACUUUUUUUUUCUGAUAAACUAUAUAAAUGCGUGUCUAAUCGUGCUGCAGCCACGUGUAGUGAAUAGUUUAGCACUUUAGUGCAUUUUAGUUAAAAUUUUAAUUUUCUGCCUAAAACUGUCAGUGUUGUGCCGUUGUCAGGUGAAAACUCUGCACUGCAUUUGAAUUUAAAUCUGCCAUCGCUAUUGGCUAAGAGGUACCCUAGAACGUUAGCUGGUACCAUAUGAUGUCACAAUGUCGUUGUGAGCCUGUGUGUGUGUGUGUAUUUGUUAGCGGCUCCGCCCUCUCGGUCUGCUAGGCAACAGCAUUUGUUGCAUUUUUCAAACAGGAAGUGGGAGUGGAGUAGGAAUCUGGUAGGGGUGACUUGCUCUUUAAAUUUUUACUAGGAUGCGCUAAAGUUCCAAAUUAUUGCAGACAACCUCCCCAACCCUUUGUCCUAAAGGACACUUAAUAGUCAACAAUAAAAGUAACGUUAAUAAAGGGACCCUUUGUUUAUUGAUACCUAAUAAUGCACUAAAUGGGGCAGCAGUAGCUCAGGUGGUAGAGCGGGUUGCCUCAUGAUCGGAGGGUCAUGGGUUUGAUUCCAGCUCUCGCCAGGGGUAUCCUGCUGUUGUGUCCUUGGGCAAGACACUUCACCCAACUUGCCUGUGUUAGUGGUGGUCGGAGGGGCCGACGGCGCCAAAUGGCAGCCUCGCCUCUGUCAGACCUCCCCAGGGCGGCUGUGGCUACAAGUAGCUUACCAUCACUAGCAGUGUGUGAAUGUGAGAGUGUGUGAAAGCGUCUUUGGGGGUCUUGAAAAGCGCUAUAUAAGUUCAAUGUAUUAUUAUUAUUAAGUAACGUUAAUAAAAUGACUCUUAUUGUAAAGUGAAAUGUAUUGUGCUUCAUAACGUAAAGUGGUGAUACAAGGAUUUUUAUCUGUUUUCUAAAAAUGUUUUCAAAAUGCACUGAAAUUAUAACAACUUGGACAAAUGUUUGAAACUGUUAGCAACAUGUUUUAUUGCAUAAACACACCAUUCUCUGUGUUGGUUAUAAAACAAAGUGACACGUUCUGCUCAUCUGAAGGUCAGUUAUGUACAGGACGGAAAAACUGUCGUUAAAGAAAAAGUGUGAAAAAGAUAUUGUCGGAGUGUUCGGUGUUGCACAUCUGCAACAUCUGCAGUGAGAACGUUAGUUUUGUAGUGCUAUUUCUGACACCUAAUAUCCCGAUAUCUACGGUUUGGCAUGAAAAUCCACCGUUUUUAGUUGCCUUUAUGCACAGCGAAGACACCCGGUGCAAUAAUGCAUGUGCAACUGAGAGAGCAAACGGGAAAGCCUAUGCAAUGAAAGUUAAACGAUCACAGUCAAACCUCAGCUCUAGUUUGUUCUAAAUUACUGAUCAAAGUGAAAUAACAGCAUUGAUACAAGCCAAGCCGGCUCUUUUUCUACUUUUCUUUUAUCUUCUGGCAUGUCUGAGAGGUGUGGUCAGGACUGAGCGUGAGCAAAUAUUGAUAUAACCCACGCCUAAACUCGGCUUUAGUCGUUACAUGCUUGUUGUCUCAGAAUGUCAAAAUGUCAAACACAGCAAGAAAUGUGAUCAGUGACAAAAACAAAUGGAUCAAGACCACCCGUCUUCUCCAAACCGAGUUCAUCUACGGAGAAAAACCCAAAGGAAAAAGAGUUUUAGAGUAUUUUUAAUUAUUUAUGUUUGUAAUCAAGGGCUUACAGAUGCAACGUGACCUCGAAGUGAAUUUUUUUUACAUGAAGUUAUAUAUUUGUAUGCACUGGUAAAUGCUUGGCUGGUUACAAUGUCAGUUACCAAACUUUUUUUGUUUUUGUUUAUUCGUUUUCUCCUGUAGCCAUAAAUCCUACGCUGUUUGUUAUUUCAUGUGUUUCUCUGCCUUAAAAUGCUUUUUGUAUUGUUCUCUGUUUGUCUCAGGUCCCCACAACUUUUGAUACACACAUCUGACAUAUUUCCACAAUAAACACACACGAAAGCAACACCUUGAGUCACUAAUCACACAAUAAAGAGCUCCGAUAAUGCUCGGACAACAGCUCUCUUCCUCGUCUGUUCUUAUUUUUGCUUUUUGGAUGUUUUAAAGGUGUGGUUCACUAAAAAACAAAAACAAAUUUAAUGAUUAUUUCUGAUUGUAAUCAGUCACUCUGAGUUUGUCACGAACGACCAAGGCUUGAAGAUUUGAACCAAAAUAUUGAACCACAUGAAACAAAAUCACACAAUAAGAGGAAGAGCCGCAGAACCAGUUCUUCUGAGACGGAGCAGGAAUGAAUGAAUACCCCGGGUCUUUGUUUUCCAGACUGCGCCCACUUGGUAACCUGCCCACGGCCGCAGAGCUCUGAUGACCCGAGUCUGGCCGACGUCUUUGUCCAAUAGGUUUAACGUCACCGUGUGCACGAAGGCUAGGGAAAGACAAGAGGUUCCGAGUUUUUAUGUAGUAUUUGGGCCGUAUGUUUAUGGAAUAUGACCUGGAUGGUGAACACUGUUGCAGUCUAGCUGUGGAGAAGCUCUGGCAGGAAACCUGUGCUUACGAGUUGUAACUAAACACUUCUACCUUGUGGUUUUUUUUUUUUUCAGGAUAAUGGAAAACAAUGGGGCAACACCCAGUCGUAUCCCAAAUUCCUACUAAAAGCUAUCGUUCUCACCCCUCAUCCCUUUCUUCCUCCUCUCCUCACAUAAAAAAGAAACAUUUUCUGAAGCCAUCCCGUGUGCUGGGAGUUUUAUUUCCACCUUUAGGGCUUAUGAGGAGCAGUUCCGUUGACCUUGCAUGAGUCCGUCUGUGUCCCGUGAAGGAAUGUGCUGAAGCCUAUCUCGGGGAAAAGCAAGGUGUAAACAAAGGUAGCUGCAGACUCAAACGUGUUCACGACUCGCUGAGAUGGGACUGGUGUUUUGUUUCUGUUGUGUUUACAUGUGUUCUGUUACUGCUUUGCCCAGACGUUCAUAAACGUGCGUGUGGGGGAUGGGAAGACCAAGCGGCUGUUGACAGAGAGGAACGUGACACCAAGAGAAACACACAAACAUACCAACACUGCUGGUUUCAGUUCACCAGGAAACCCCAAAGGUGUUCAGAGAUUGAUAUUAUUGUUGGUGUCUGGAAACCUCGUCUCACAACGGCUCACACAACUCUACUACAAACAUGCCUUCGUUAAUAUGUGCUGCUUUUCCACAGGUCUGCGCCACUUAGUGAUAUUCUCUUCUGCUGCUGAACAACCAGAGCCCAAAGGUCACCAACAAACCUCCUUGGACACGUCCUUGUUUUUUUUAGGGUUUUGAGGUGCGUGACACUGAUAAUGCCUUCAUUCAGAACCUGUUAAAACCGCAAACCUUUAGUAACAUUUAACCCUCCCACUGUCCUAAUGGGUGUGACACCGCGAGGAAAGUUGACCAUUGAGCAGGGUUGAUGGUUUACCCCUUGGGUCCAUGUGGCAGGGAUGAGGAGUGAGCACCACCUCACUGCUCAAUGGUCAACUUUCCUCACGGGGUCACCUAUAAAAACAGU